This is a messenger RNA of Dalotia coriaria, 3326 nucleotides long. It is a transcript of the gene nAChRbeta1, whose product is annotated as nicotinic acetylcholine receptor beta1. Gene Ontology annotation, biological process: signal transduction; chemical synaptic transmission; nervous system process. Gene Ontology annotation, molecular function: acetylcholine-gated monoatomic cation-selective channel activity; transmembrane signaling receptor activity. NCBI's taxonomy places the organism in Eukaryota, Metazoa, Arthropoda, Insecta, Coleoptera, Staphylinidae. The record is from RefSeq and is a predicted model, not a curated record. The transcript is spliced from 7 exons. Gene Ontology annotation, cellular component: neuron projection; synapse; postsynaptic membrane. Bases 376 to 1926 code for a protein of 516 amino acids.
CGCGCUUCCUGCCGUCCCUGCCGCCUCUCACUAGUCGUGCGAGUCGUCGCUGCCCUCCGAACGUAAAACCGCACUCGUAUCGCUCCAACAUCCACGAAACGCAAAACAACCCUUCUGAUAAUAAAUAAAUACGUAAAUAAGUCGCAAGUCUAACACGCCGUGGGCUAGUUAAGUGGGUUUAACUAUUAUAUUUGGGUCUGUAGCUGUGGGUGGUGCUUAUGGCGAAGAGGGUGUGUGCGCGAUGUGUACGCUCAACAUGGUGACAUGGUGGUGAUGUCGUGAGGGACAAAACGGUGGGAUGUCGGGAUGAUUAUUGCUGCGUGUGUGUUGUGUGGUGGUUUGGUGUUUGACCCAGUGGUUUAGAAUUUAACCAGGAUGGCGGCGGGUCGCUCGCGCCUCAUGUCGCUGCUUGUGCUACUUACAGCACUGGUUUUCACGGGAAAAUGUUCUGAAGAUGAAGAACGCCUUGUGAGAGAUCUCUUCCGAGGCUACAAUAAAUUGAUUCGGCCCGUGCAGAACAUGACCGAAAAGGUCGACGUGCGUUUCGGGCUCGCCUUCGUGCAGCUCAUCAACGUGAACGAGAAGAAUCAAAUCAUGAAGUCGAACGUCUGGUUGCGACUAGUGUGGAACGACUACCAGCUGCAGUGGGAUGAAGCAGACUAUGGCGGAAUUGCAGUGCUACGUCUCCCGCCCGAUAAAGUGUGGAAGCCAGAUAUUGUCCUCUUCAAUAAUGCUGAUGGUAACUACGAGGUGCGAUACAAGUCCAAUGUGUUGAUAUACCCUAACGGAGAAGUACUGUGGGUCCCACCUGCUAUUUACCAGAGUUCUUGCACCAUUGACGUCACCUACUUUCCCUUUGACCAGCAGACCUGUAUCAUGAAAUUUGGCAGUUGGACCUUUAAUGGAGACCAGGUCUCACUGGCCCUGUACAACAACAAAAACUUUGUUGAUCUCUCUGAUUACUGGAAGUCUGGUACCUGGGAUAUUAUAGAAGUACCCGCUUAUUUGAACAUCUACGAAGGGAACCAACCUACUGAGACGGAUAUCACGUUCUAUAUUAUUAUCCGCCGCAAGACACUCUUCUACACGGUGAAUUUGAUCCUGCCGACAGUGCUCAUCUCGUUCCUCUGCGUGCUGGUAUUCUACCUGCCGGCGGAAGCUGGCGAAAAGGUCACGUUGGGUAUUAGUAUUUUGCUGUCACUGGUUGUGUUCCUCUUGCUGGUAUCGAAGAUCCUGCCGCCCACGUCGCUCGUGCUGCCGCUCAUCGCCAAGUAUCUCUUGUUUACCUUCAUUAUGAAUACUGUCAGUAUUCUCGUCACGGUGGUCAUCAUCAAUUGGAAUUUCAGAGGGCCAAGAACCCACAGAAUGCCUUCGUGGAUCCGCUCGGUAUUCCUCAAUUAUCUGCCAGCAAUGCUACUGAUGAAACGACCGAGAAAAACACGCCUCAGAUGGAUGAUGGAGAUGCCCGGAAUGGGCGUCCCUCCUCAUCCCUACGGUUCGCCAGCAGACAUUCCCAAACACAUAAGUUCCAUCGAAUCGCAAAGCAAGGUAGAGGUGAUGGAGCUAUCCGACCUGCAUCAUCCCAACUGCAAGAUCAAUCGCAAACUCAAUUCGGAUAUAGGCGUCGGCGUCGGCCCGGAAAGCUGUCGACGCGAAAGUGAGUCCUCCGAUUCAAUACUACUCUCUCCGGAAGCGUCCAAAGCGACGGAAGCGGUCGAAUUCAUCGCCGAACACUUACGCAACGAAGAUCUUUAUAUACAAACACGCGAAGACUGGAAAUACGUAGCGAUGGUGAUCGACAGACUCCAGCUGUACAUGUUCUUCAUUGUGACGACGGCCGGCACCGUCGGUAUCCUCAUGGACGCACCACACAUCUUCGAGUACGUGGAUCAAGAUCGCAUCAUCGAAAUCUAUCGCGGAAAGUAAGCGCAGUGUCGCAGCAAGUGGGUCAUACGGCGCCGCGCGCGUCAAUCUCUUUCUUUAUCUCGCGCCCCGACAGAUCGAUGCCGAGUGCACUUCCUGCACCACAACCGAUAAGCGAAAUAAUCACACACGCGCUUCCAAUGCGAGAACGCAACCACCAAAGAAAAAAAAUCGUCAAGUGGCCAAAAAAUGAACUGAGAUGUAAAAAAACAAAACAAAUAAUGUACUUGUCUUCGCACGAGGCGCGCGUUCGUUAGUUGAAUUGACUAAAAUAUAAUAAUCAAUCAAAUGCCAAUGCCAAAAUAUUAUUAAAUUUACUACUAAUGAUACGGAGCGAUCAAUAUUACGACUAGUUAUGGUAAAAGAUAAAAAGCAGACCGAAAACAUUCAAAUAAUUUAUGUUUUCUCGUUAUUUUCGUGUGUAAAAACCCGCAAAAAACGUAACAAAUUGGUUGACUAGCCGAGUGACAAUCGUCCCACAAACAAUAAAUUAAAACCCGAUCUAUUCAGUUAACAAUUUUGAAUAAAUUUCAAUGCAAAAAGAGCGAAUAAACGGAACAAUUGCCAUCUAACUAUUACGUGUAAGUUUAAGUUUUAGAGAGACUAAAAAUUAAUACCGGAAUAAUAAAUAAAGUAACCCGAUAAAACACAAACACACAAACAUUAAAUAUUAAUAAUAAAUAAUAAUAAAAUCUAAUAUAAAAAUAAAAUAAAACUGGUAUAAAAGUUGUUAAAACGCGAUUAUACACAGCGCUGUUUUCAAAAACGACGAUAUUGUUAUGUAAUUAAUAAAAGAAAAAAACAAAUAAAAAUAAAACUAGGGCGCUUCCAUCAAAGUUACGCUAUCAGGUUCUUACCGUCACUAGUUGCGCAAAGAAAUUGAUGGAAGCAAGCGAGCAACACUGUCAUUUGUUAGAUUAGAAGAAAGAUAUUGUUUCAAUUUUGGGCAGUGUUAUACCGUAACGCAUAUAAGUUAUUAUAUGUAACUGUAUGUAUAAUUCUAUUGUCAAAUUGUAACACUAAUCGUAGCGCCCACAACAUUAACUGGCGUAUGAAAACGUAAAUUUACAGUUUACAGGCAUCUAGUGACACCAAAAAAAAAAAACUUAAUUUACUUUGUACAUAAAAUAUAAUACCGAUAACACGCAGCUAAUACGCGAACAAAGGAAGAAUAAUGAAUAAAGUCGUUUGUACUACUUGUAUAAAGUAUAAAAGUAAAAACUAUAUAUUGAAAGGAAAACAAAAUGAAACCUAGUUAAGCGAUUAGAUGAUAAACGUAGCCGAUAAAUAAGCGGAUAUGUAAUAUGCAAUAUACGACGAUAAGUUGUUGCCAACGAUAUCUACUUUAAAAACAAUUGUGUCAUGGAUGCAGAGGAUGUAAUAAAAUACACCAUAGGAAUUGA